Messenger RNA from Dioscorea cayenensis subsp. rotundata (Guinea yam), 144 nucleotides. RefSeq lists its product as uncharacterized. Gene Ontology annotation, biological process: negative regulation of cell population proliferation. The transcript has a single exon. The record is from RefSeq and is a predicted model, not a curated record. The coding region runs from base 1 to 144 and encodes 47 amino acids. Lineage: Eukaryota; Viridiplantae; Streptophyta; Magnoliopsida; Dioscoreales; Dioscoreaceae.
AUGGCUGAGUCGAAGAGGGGAUCAUCAGGUCGGGGGUUCACAAGACGUUGCGCAUCUCUUGUCAGGGAGCAGCGUGCCAGGAUCUACAUCCUGCGUCGCUGCGCCACAAUGCUCCUCUGCUGGUAUAUCCAAGGCGAUGACUAA